CAUCCAGUCCUCAUUUUUAUUUUUUUGUUUUUCAUACAACCAAAUACCUUGUGUACAUCUGCAUAUCAUUUUUCCAUCUUGGACAAUCCUCAUCGUCCUAUUUUGUUUUAUUCCCACCUUGGACAAUCCUCAUCGUCCUGACUUUCUUCUUCUUUUUCUUUCUUCUCAUUUUCCUAUCCCGCUUCAACACUUUUUUUUUCUUUAUUCUGCCACGACCUCGCCAUAAACACAGUGACCAAUCAAUCCCAUCAUAUCAAGCAGCAAUUGAAUCAUUCGCCCGCAAGCGAACUCAAGAAGUUAUGAACAUCUCCCACCUUCUCAACCCCCUCGGAUCCGACUCGGAGCAAGACGUCCUUGAUCUUCAGCAAUCCGACUCUCCUUCCCCUGAUCGCAAGAGGCCGUCUCAUUCUGACACGACUACUCUAUAUUCACAUCCACAUCCACAUCCACGACCAUCGGAUUCUAGGAAACAUGCCAACCCAGAGUCGGUCGAGCAUCUCGAGACUGCAACGUCAAUGAAGGCUGAGCACUACCGAAACAACAACACCAACAACAAUAUUAAUAGCGUCCAUGGCAACGACAGCAGCACAUAUGGUCAAGCAUGUCUCAACAAGUAUCAAAAGGAUGCCUCGACCCAUCCAUUCGCCUCGCACCCUGAUCAGGACUAUAACACCCAUGCAUUAUGGAACACAAACCAGCCCCCCACCCCAGGCGAAGAGCCCUCGAACGUUGGUGUCAAAUUGUCGCCGAGUGACGAACGGGAGCGAGCGCCGGCACCAGGAUACAGGCGAAAAUAUGUCCGAAAAUCAACAGCAGCAACGCAGCUGGAGUCUGAUGAAGUCGAGAGUGCUAUUAGUAGUAGCAGUGGUAGUGGUGCCAGUAUCGGAGGUACUGUAUACAGGAAUCCCCCUGACCCCCCCGUGUCCGUGCCCACGCCCCUGUCCCUGAAGCAGGAACAUCCCACGCCAAAAUCGCCUGAUGAUCAGCAUCAACAGCAGCAACGGAAGGAUUCAGCAACAACAAUAGAAACAACAACAACAACCACAACAAUAACAACAACAACAAACAACAGCAGCAAUGCCAAUAUUAGCAACAGCAAUGGCAGUAGUAGUGGCAGCAUCAACGACAAAGAUAGCGGCAAUGAGACGACACCCAAGUUUCAGCGGAAUGCAGACGGAAAGUACCGCUGUACAUGGCCCCGCUGUGGAAAAGAGUUCACGAUGGAAUCGCGUUUGUCGACUCACUACAGGAUCCAUUCGGGUAAACCUCCAUAUCCUUGUGGUUACCCAGGCUGCAACAAGGCUUUUCACACUUCGUCGUCCCUGUCGCAUCAUCGAGUCGUUCAUACCGACCAUGGCCUGCGGCCGUACGUGUGUCGCCAUGACCGAUGCGGCGCAACAUAUACCCAACUUGCGCGUCUGAUUACACACCAGCGCACCACUCACAGCGGUAUAGCCCCGUUUAUCUCUCAGGAGCAGGAGCAGGAGCAGGAGCAGAGGCAGGGACAGGAGCACGAGUAUGCGGCAACGGCCUCCCUCUCCCUCUCUGGUCUCCCUCCUUCCUCCGAUCUUGUUUCUUCUGAUGAUGCCGAUUCUGCAGUCCAGUCCACUGAAUCCAGAGCCUUUCCCGUCUCUGUAGGCGCCUCUAUCCAAGUCUCAUACGAGCCCCUGACGAAUGGGACAGCAGCAGCAAGCACGACUACGACGAACAGGAACAGGACUCAGCACCAUCGAUUCCAACCUCCUAUGACACGUCCGACGCAUCAGGAUCAAGACCAAGAGCGAAGACAUCAUGACCAAGAAGACAGCGAAGAUAUGCAACAGCGACAGGAAGCAGCCAUGACCAUGGCCAGUCUGCGUGAACUGGCCACUGCUCAGAAUCGCAGGUAUUCCGUGUCGUCUAAAGAUCCCUCUCCACGCCAGCGCAGUCCGCCAUCCUUUCGUCAGCAGGAUCAACACUAUUAUCAGCGCCGGCAUCAGCACCAGCACCAGUCACAGCAGUCGCAUUAUCAACAACACCAGCAUCAACACCAGCAUCAACACCAGCAACCACAAUCGCAAUUACAGCAGGCACGACAGCACCAUUCACAUUUACACGCACAACCACUGCAGCACCGCUACCAGGACUAUGAGGAUUACCAGGACUAUGAGGACUACCGGGACUAUAACGAUUACCGUCAUCAACAACAACCACAGCAGCUGCCACAGCACCAUGGCUCAAGAAGCGACGACUAUGAUGACACGCAUCAUCCUCCAUAUCGGCAAGGUCGUCCAUGAAGUCCAAAUCAGCACGGAUUUGAUCACAAAUACUCGUCUAAGACAAAUCCUCACUAAAGACAGCGACAAUUUCAUCAAUAGAGUCCUCGCCAAAAAGUCGCAUCGCAUAUAUUUUUAAAGUAUCGAAAUUCGAUUCAGUAGCCCAUGAGCUGCACGUGCCCUUCUGUUCAUGUACGAAAAGACUGAUCAUGGACCAUACCCAUUUACCCAAGUGAGCGCGCGAGAAUUAAGGGUUGUACGCGAAACCUUUUUUUUAAAAGGGAAAGUUACUCUAGUCAAUUCAUUCAAAUC
Gamsiella multidivaricata is the source of this 2567-nucleotide messenger RNA. RefSeq lists its product as uncharacterized. Bases 300 to 2276 code for a protein of 658 amino acids. Gene Ontology annotation, biological process: regulation of transcription by RNA polymerase II. Gene Ontology annotation, molecular function: RNA polymerase II cis-regulatory region sequence-specific DNA binding; DNA-binding transcription factor activity, RNA polymerase II-specific. The transcript is spliced from 3 exons. Lineage: Eukaryota; Fungi; Mortierellomycota; Mortierellomycetes; Mortierellales; Mortierellaceae. Gene Ontology annotation, cellular component: nucleus. The record is from RefSeq and is a predicted model, not a curated record.